AUGGCAAGUAUGAACGGACAUGCAGGAAUCGUAUAUCGCUCCCUGGACCAACAUCUUUUGCAUUUGCCGCUUCAAGAGGUCGAUGUAAGGGUAUGGAUGGUCGACGAGUCGUUCUUUUCGCAAAUAUUUGAAAAUGUGACAGAGAGUCCUACCAGCCGGGCCAAAUAUGUAUUCCCUCUUCCAGAGAGCGCUGCCGCUUGUGCGUUUGAGCUCGAGCAUGCCGAUGGUCGUGUUAUCGUCGGUGUCGCGAAGGAAAAGUCAGAAGCCACACAAGCUUUCCAGAGUGCGGUGGAUGCCGGAAAGACUGCAGGACUUAUGGAAUGGGUGACGGACGACACGCUCACUUUGACCUUCAUCCCAUCCAGUAUUCACGAUUUCAAUUGGCUCGAUUCCCGCUCGAAAGAAGGUCACAGCAAGAUUGACAAUCUUUUGGAUAAUGGAAGACGGGACCAAGUCCGUCUACAGCUUCCGAUGGCUAUCGCCAAACGAUACGGCGAGACUCCAGCAGCCAUGCUCGAUGCAUCUACAACUCAUGAGAAGACGAUUGUCAAAAUCGCUGUGGACGUUCAAUCCAGUGCCAAGAUCCAGGAGAUACGCAGCCCUAGUCAUCCGACGAUUGCUUACAGACGCUAUAAGUUACGCACCGGGAGAAAGUCUGAACGACGGAUGUGCGUAACUUGGUCGUCUACGACGUUCCUCGACGAAGACUUCGUAUUGACAGUCCAUGCUCUUGGACUCGACAAGCCUCGGUGUUUCGCAGAAGUUGAUCCCCAGGGUCGUAAUACCAUUGCUAUGCAGCUCUCCCUUGUACCGAACUUCAAAAUUCCUCCCCUGGAUUCGCAGGAGUACAUUUUCGUCAUUGAUCGCAGCGGAAGCAUGCAGGGAGCCCCAAUAGAGACAGCUAAGCGCACGUUGGAAAUGCUCCUUCACCUAUUGCCGGAUUCACGAACGACUUUCAAUAUUUUCAGUUUUGGCAGCAAGGUUGACGGUCUGUGGGGGAAAAGUAUGCUGUUUGAUCAGUCGGGAAUGCGUAGUGCAAUUUCGAGUGUACGAGGCAUGGAAGCAAAUUACGGAGGGACAGAGAUUGCCAAGGCCCUUGAGUUCGCUAUCGCGUCACGUAACUCCGGCCGCCCGACUGCUAUGUUCGUCCUCACUGACGGCAAUAUCCAUCCUUCCGCAAAGUUUGACCCAUUCACGGUUGUCUCCAGAGCUGUGAAAGGCUGCAAGGCCAAUGCACAAUUGAGAGUAUUUACUCUCGGGAUCGGUGAACAUGUCUCAUCCGCCAUGUGCGAGCGCCUUGCUCGCGAGGGCGGUGGUAGAUGUCUGUUCGCUGUCCAGGCUGGGGACAUUACAGGGAAGUGCGCGAUGCUUCUGAACGCUGGUCGGACACGUGAGAUCGAGAGUAUCACAAUUGAUUGGCAUGGUUUGGGGAGCCCUCCAACUGUCAAUUUUUCACCCUUGAAUCGCCAUCACCCGCUUCCGCUCAGCGUCGUACAACUAGAGCCACCUCCUUCGAUGCAGCAAGGGCCGCCUAUAAUCACAAGCAUAUUCCCUGGAAUGCGCCUCAGUGUCUUCGCAAUCACUACUUUUAGUUCGAUUCCUCACGAGGUCAGGUUGCAUGCCAAGAUUAAAGACUCGGAAGAGGUUAUCGACGAUACCGUGCUUGUCACGGAAGUGAAACCAUUCAGGGACGAGUGGUCAUCCAUUCCACUCCUGCAUACUUUAGCUGCACGACAACUCGUGAAGGACUUGGUAGAGGAUAGAGCGCCCCUUCCCAAACCCAUCACACCUGCUUCGGAUGAGGACAUUAAAAAAGCGGCAAUCGUUCGCUUAGGACUUAAUUACCAGUUUGUGAGCAAGUACACGUCCUUUUUUGCUGAAGAGUCCGGACAUGAGACAGCAAGGAAGCUGCGCCGGUCAACGUCAUGGCAAAGGUCUCGGCGGCAGCAUGGCCGCGCCAGUGCCACUGGUGAUCCUGCUGAUGAUGAUGCUCCAGGAACAGAUGUGUCCACCGCGCAGACCAUUUUGGACAGCUUGUCUCAGGCGGUUUAUGCGAUGUUCAACUUCCUCUUCUCUGAUCCUCCCCCCACUACUCGAAGACGCCAGAAGCCGCUUCCCGGUACGUAUUAUUCUGCUGCACAGUCCCGCUCGGACUCGCCAUCCGUUCAAAGUGAAUAUUCAUAUCGACACGACAACUCGAGCACCGACACUUUCUCUACAUUGAGCUCAUUGGAAGGCUCUUCCACGAGUUCUCGAUGGUCUUACUCUCGGCCGCCCAGCCCUGUACCUCCGCCAGAAGAUCCAAUCCAACGUGUGGAAUCGCCUGUCUUCGAUGCCGCGCCACCGGGGGCACUACUUCCACCACCUCCGUGCAUUGCACCACCUGUGCCCAAGGAAGCGUACGCUAUCAUCUCACUGCAGAACUUCGACGGCUCUUUCACGCCGUCGCCCGAAUUGGGUGCGCUUGUGGGCAUUGAUACAUUGGCCAAAGCCGUAGAACUGCAGGUCGAUGGGAACAUAUGGGCUACUGCAGUUGUUGUUGCGUACCUGAAGCAUCAUCUGGGUUCGCAACAGGAUUUGUUGGAUGCAUUGCAGAACAAGGCUCUGGAGUAUGUUGCUGGAAGUGGUGCGAGACUGCUCGUUGGACGUGAUUUUUGGGACUUGGUGAAUAUUGCGGGGCAGUCAGUGGGUUCGUGA
Molecule: messenger RNA, 2697 nt
Organism: Suillus subalutaceus
Lineage: Eukaryota; Fungi; Basidiomycota; Agaricomycetes; Boletales; Suillaceae
Exons: 6
Coding region: 1-2697 (898 amino acids)
Source: RefSeq, a predicted model, not a curated record